Molecule: messenger RNA, 3756 nt
Organism: Fonsecaea erecta
Lineage: Eukaryota; Fungi; Ascomycota; Eurotiomycetes; Chaetothyriales; Herpotrichiellaceae
Exons: 2
Coding region: 1-3756 (1251 amino acids)
Molecular function (GO): protein heterodimerization activity
Source: RefSeq, a predicted model, not a curated record
AUGGCGCAACUACGGAGCAUGGGGUCGGGAACGGACGUCCUUUCCAUGUCCGCCAAAUCUACCAGAGCCACUCUCCCACACGCAGCAGCACCCGCUUCAUACGUCUCAAUUGCCGAAGCCGAGAAGUUGGUCUACGCAGAGCUUGAUCGUCUUGUCAAGAUUUCAAAUAACGCUGUCUACUUGCUCAAUGGGUUUUUGGAUCAGAUACUUUACGACAUCCUGUCCAAAUCGCAAUCGACUGCAUUGGGUGCGGUUCGGGCUGCAAUCCCGUUGGUACUGAAACAGAGACUGGGACGUGCGGCGAUAAAGGCUGCCGACGAGGAAUUACAAGACUAUCUGGAAGAAGACGAACUGGAGAAUAUACAAAACAACCCAGCUGUCCUUGACCCCAGAGCCGAGUUCGACGUUGAUCUUGCCUGGAAGCUCACCAGGUUGCGCUGUAUGGUUUAUGCUAAACUUGGGGACAUGGAGGAAGAAGACGAGGAGGAUUACCUGGAUGGCGACGACGUGAGGGAGCAUUUGAGUCAAGUGAAAGAGGCGUUCAGAUCCUCUGCUAGAAUCUCCCCACCCUCGGCCAUCUUCCUGUCCACUGUCCUCGAGUUUGUCGCUGAGCAAGCCCUGUGCAUCGCGGCGCAGCAUGCGAGAAAACGAAUAAUGUACCUCAAAGAUGCGGGUCGGGAAGCCGUUCCAAUCCAACAGCACUCGGAUCCGGACAAGAUCUUCUUGGAAGAGAUAGAUAUGUCAGGUAUAGGCAAAGAAGGGCCUCUGAUCCGACUUUGGCGGUCAUGGAAGGGCAACGUCCGGACUGGCGGCAGCUUAUCCUCACGUCCUACAACACCCAACCUUAUGUCGCCCAUAAGUCCGGAAACUCCCAUACAAGAAUGGAAGUUUCCUUCGGCUCCGGUGAUCCCACCAAUACAGGAAGAGGGGAGCAGAUCCGUGACGCCGGCAAACAUUCCUCUACCCAUGAACGAAAAUGACGUGGAUGAAAUAGAGGUACCAGGAUUAGCGCGUACCUCUGAAGAAGUGGAGACCACUGAGGAACGCCCUGGUCCUGGAAACCGAAGGCCGACGAGUAUGUUAGUUAUGCCUGGCCAGUUCCCUGGUUUGGCAAGCACCGAUGAGCAGCCGCAGAGGCCGUCUCCGAUCAGAAGGAGAUCGAGGUCAUUGCCUACUUCACCCAAAGCCUCUUCCGGGGCACAGUUGGCGACUCAAUCAGAAAUCUCGCCGUCCCUCCCUGUUCGUGGGUCUAAGGAUGAUAUGAGCGCCUUGGAAGUAAGAGACGAGGAAAUUCCACGCCCUCAGGAGGGAGCAAGGUCUGUUCUGCGUUCGAAUGCGAUUGGUGCCACUGUUGCUACUAUCGCUGGCGCGUUGAAUGCAGAAGCAGCCAAAGCUUUUCGGAGAGAACGGCCGAGCUACGAGCUGGCCUCAACAGCCUCCCAUGAGUCUGGUGGCCAACAACAAGACACAGCAGAGGAUUCCGAACGGACGCAAGGCUUAAUGCCGACACCAGUUGCUGGCGUGGACGCUGCCGAGGCAGACUCCCGCGAAGGUAUGGGCGAUUCCGAUCACGCGGCUCUGAGCUCCAGCGAUGCAGAGGAGCUCGAGGCUGCAAAUGAUCACCUGAAUCUCAGAGAUUCUGGAUUCAGUGUUGCUGGUCCCGCGCAUGAUGUUAUUGAGGAGGAGGACGAGGAGGAGGACGAGGCUGCCACAGACGAAGCCGAACCACAGAUCACUAAUCACCAGAAUUAUGAACAAGUCCCGGGGGAAAGCGGAGCCGGGAAUCGCAAUACGAGGUAUUCGAAUUUGGGGUAUGCGACGAUCUUCCAGACGCCUGAUACAAGUUCAGGCUACAGCAAUCCAAAUUCUACCCGAUCCUUUGUGCAAGGCACCGCGCGCUCCAAUGAGGCUGGUGCCAACUCCAUCACCACAACACCAAGCACGACAUCUGGGUGGCCAGCGGUAAUUCCGAACAGGAGAUCCUCAUUGGAUCGUCAGAAGCCCGAAUACUCGCAAAUGCCACCAUCAUACCACAUGUCGGAACACGAGGAGGCAGCGGAGAACCCACAAGAGUUCCUCCCGCGGUACGGGACCUCAGCCUUAGCUACACAGAACAACCGUCCGAUAAGCGGAAGCGCGAAGGACGGAAGGCCAUCAACAUCAGGUUCUGGGACAGGCCGACGGCAACACAUUCGACUUCGCUCAGACAAUGAGGAGGUAUGGCCGCGGGAAGAAUUAGACAGAGCGAAAAAGAGUCUUGAUCUUUUGAUUGACAGCAACGAAACGCUUCAUUACACUCUGACGCCUGCGUCUGCCAAUGUGGGAGGAAAGGUAAAGGUGAAAAGCCAGACUCAAGAACUGGCAGAUUUCUUCAGGACCACUGCGCCUCCAGGAGAAGAAGUCCGUCCCAAGUCGUCUCGUUCUGCGAAAGACGGUCUUCGAGCAAACCCGCCUCAGCCCCCGACACCUGGUCAGAAAGCUACUGCCUCGCCUGCUAAGCCUAAGAAUCGUCUGGGCGAACCACGUGAAGCUCGGAUGGUGCGAAACAAUACCCGCGAUCUCGCCGACUAUGCGCGCUCAACCGGGCCAGAACAUGAAGCACAGCUUCCCAAGUUGCUCAAUGCACGACCUGCUACUGCGCAGACCACCAGGACAGAGUUGUCUUUUCGAGAGAAGGUCUUCGGAGUAGUCGAUGAAAACCGUCCCAGCACAACAUCUGGCAAGCCCUCGCGGUUGAAGUACCAGGCUAGAGAUGCUAGAGGGCCUCGAACGGCGGAAAGCUCAGAUUUGAUUGACUUCAUCAGAGAAGGCCCUCCACGAGCCCCUGGAGAGCAUCGGAUAGACCGGAGUGUGGCCCCGUUCCGAACGACAAUGGAUUCUGACGACUUGAAUGCACUGGCGCCUCCGCCUGAGCUCGACACAAGAGGACGUAACUCUGAUGGCAGCGCUCAAGAAAGUGCCGUGACGGUCAAAUCAAUGCCCUCAUCAAUGAACUCACGCACUGGCUUGCUCGAGUCGACGAAUCGUGCAGCCGGGAAGUUCACGAAUGGAUUCGGAAUUUCUGCAACUGCGAUAUCGAAGCAGCCCGUCAUCCCGGAAACAGAUGGAAUGCCUAAGAGAACUCGGCCGAAAAUCCGAGAUCCCUACGCGAUCGAUUAUUCUGACGAGGAAGACGAAGAAAUGGAAGAGGAAUACGAGCCGCCGAAACGCAGAACCGACGAAGAAUCACUCGUUGAUUUUCUUAGGAACACAGCACCUCCUCCUGGCAUGACGACUCAGCCAAUUCUUGCUGCGAUGCCCAACCCUACUCAGCCGGACCCUGCAAGCAUGUUGAGGCAGUCGACUAGCAGCUCCAAGCUGAAAGAUCUCCUUCCUGGUGGCUCAGCUUCAGCGGCGAGAAAUAAUCCACAUGCCAGCGGGAAUAAUACGACGCCCAACACGAGACCGGUCAAUAUUGCACGCGCAGAAUCUCCUCACCUAACACAGGUGGGUUCACGAAUGGACAAAUACAGACCUACGACAACCACCCAUGCCCCGCAUGUAGACCGAAACAGACAGAAAAUGCGCGUGCAACCGAGAGAUCCGACCACAAGCUCGAAUGGUGGCGGUACUGCAGAUUUAGCUGCGUAUCUGAAGAGCUCUGGACCACCGCCAGGAAUGAACGACAAGCCGCCACAGAAAAUAGGAGGUGCGGUCCAGAAGGACCAGGCAGGGUUCCUGAAAUUUUUCCAAAGAAGGGGAAGUGUGAGGAAGUGA